GUGUCAUCUGUCACAAAACGUCAAAUGUGAUGUGCAAAAUUUUUUCACAUUAAAAAUGCGUUUUAAAAAAUAACAUUUGUUGUAAUUUCGCUUCGUGUGUGUCAAGAUGUCAGAUUUUAACCCGUUUGCAGCUUUAAUAGAAGAAUCCACUGUGAAAUCAGACAAUUCGACAAAAAAACAACAAAGUAUUAGCAGUAUCCUGGAAGAGAUUUUUGCAUUUACUUUAGACCCGAAAGUAAGCGAAAAGAAGCACUUUUUGUUGCUGGAGGAAGUGGCAAACACAUUUAGCCGGAAAGAUCUUGAUCUAUUAAUUCUGCAACAUGCUUUAUUUGAUCGUUUAUUUAUGUGUAAUGAGGAGAAUCCAUUCAUAAAAACUGCCAAAAAGAACUUCAGGAACACGCAUUCGUUUGAGUCGAAAGUGCUCACUUAUCUGUGCAAUUGCGUCAGGAAUUUGAACGAUGACACGAAUCUUGAAAGUGAAGAAAAAGCUAAAGUUAAGUCGUUGAUUAUUCAAAACGCUGUGACGGCUCUCAUACAGUCGGAAAUCUACGAAGGUCAAAAAUUAGAACAGCAAUUGAUUGAUAUUCUCAAAGAUAACAUUGAUAAUUGUAUCCUCUUUUUUAAAGAUGUGUGCAAGGGAGUUUUAGAUGAAGAAGAAGGAGGUGAAGCCUUCCUUAAAGAUAAACUAUCAGAAAUUUUACUGGUGUUGACUGAUGAAAUAAUUAAAUCAAAUAUCGUCACUUUUGACUAUGGCAUUUUUAAUGUUUUGAAUGUUUUCACUACUGAGGAAUAUUUAGCCAGCAUUUUUCUAGAUGUGAAACCUUUGAAGUUUAUUACUGGUUCAGAUUACGCAAAUACUCCAUUAGGGGCCAUUUUCAAUGUUUCAAUCUUACCAAAAACCCCUAAUGCUAUUUAUGAACACUUCCAGGACCCCACUGAUCAAGCUAGUAUACUUUCAGCUGAAGGAAUACUUUGGAGCAAUGUUGAUAAACUAACAGAACACACACAUGCUUUUGUCCUGAGUUUGUUAACUUGUAGUCCCCAAAUCAAAAACAAAACUCUGGAAUGGUUAGGACUUUGUAUAAAAGCCAACAUAGAUAGAGGCAAAUUGUGGAAUUCUCAGUCACCACCUGAAUUAAAUCUUGUCAAUUAUACAAGUGUCUCUGAUGGUUUUAUGAUUAAUUUUGGGAAUGUCAUGUUGAGACUAUGUCGACCAUUUUGCAACAAUUUCAAGGACAAAAAAAUACUAAAAGUUGAUCCUACUUAUUGUGCAGUUUCUGAUGAUUGUCGUUCUGAAAAAGGUGUUCAUUUGCCUGGUAUGAAUACUGAAACUUGCUUAAUCCCAAAUGAUGAAAAGUUGGUGACUGCUGAAAAGUACAAUUUUGUAACAGAGUGUUUUUAUUUUGCACAUAAAGCUAUUAAUUUGGGUUAUCAAGUCACUGUGGAUAAAUUGGUGCGCUUAAACCACGAAGUGGGGCGAAUGGAACGGGCCUAUUUGGAUGCUGUGGCACAAGCGGCAGGAAAUAGCGAUUUAGUUGAUAGUUUAAAAAGAAGAAUGACUCAACAGCUGACCAAAUAUUUAUCCUUGAAAGCCCAAUUAUCGGAUCCUGUUUUGUUAAAUUUAUUAUUCGAUUUUGUAUCAACAUCCACUUAUUGGCUUUGUCAAGUCGCUGUUAAAGUCAAUUUCGAUCAACAAAAAACGUUUGCACCUUUAGACGAAUUACAAAUUUGUUUUCCGUUACCUGACAUUAUUCCAAAUAGCCUAAAAAGCAUUCCAGAAUUUAUCAUUGAAAAUAUUGUAUGUUAUUUGGUGUUUUUGAGACGUUUUAAUCCGAAAAUUUUUGAAGAGCAAGGAUACGAAAAAUUGAAACCGUUAUUGGAUUUUAUUUUGAUUUAUAUGGGAUCACCGGAACGUUUGAGAAACCCCCAUGUGAGAGCAAGACUUGCAGAGGCAUUAGAGUCUCUUUUACCACGUCAUGAUGACGAACCAUCGAGUUUUAACGCAUUUGGGGGCUUCCAACGCGAAAUGUUGUUUACCCAACACGAACAUCGAAGUGAGAUUGUGAGCAGUUUGUUGAAAGUGUUUGUUGGGAUUGAAAUGACGGGACAAAGCGUCGAAUUUGAACAAAAAUUCAAUUACAGGCGUCCUAUGUACACAGUGAUGGACUAUUUGUGGACCAAGGAGGAAUUUAAAACACAUUUUAAGAUUUUGGCUCAGGAAGCCGAGAAAAAUAUGGACGCAAUGACACCUCCGCUAUUUCUCCGAUUUGUCAAUCUUUUAAUGAACGAUGCGGUUUAUUUAUUGGAUGAAGCAUUUACCAAUAUGGCAAAGUUGAAAGAGAUGCAAACAGCGCGUCAAAAUGGUGAAUGGGACUCGUUACCGGCUCAAGAACGUACUCAAAAUUUGGGUUACAUGCAUCAUAUUGGUAUGAUUGCAAAAUUUGAUAAUAUUUUGGGGAGGGACACGAUUAAAACUUUGGAGAAAUUGACGUCGGAAAUAACGAUAGUUUUUACACAUUCUACAAUGGUCGAUCGUGUCGCAGCUAUGCUCAAUUAUUUCUUAUACAAUUUAGUUGGUCCUAAGAAAAAAAAUUUCAAGGUGAAAGAUUCGAAAGAGUAUAGUUUUGAUCCAGCAACAACCGUUUUGAAUAUUUGCAAGAUUUAUGUCAAUUUGAAAGAAAGUAGUUCGUUUUGUUUGGCUAUUUCCCAGGAUGGUCGUUCUUAUAGUCCCCAGUUGUUUACUUUAGCUGAGGAUGUUUUAAUUCGGAUUGGUGGAGGGUCUCUUAUUGGUGAAUUAAAAGAAGUUGCAAUGCGUGUUGCUGAGAAAGUGCAAGAACAGCAAGCUAGUGAAGAGGCGAUUGCCGAGGCGCCUGAACAUUUCUUGGAUCCUAUUAUGUCUACUCUUAUGACCGAUCCUGUGAUUUUACCCAGUUCAAAACAAACGGUUGAUCGUACUACUAUUGCCAGGCAUCUUUUAAGCGACCAAACUGAUCCUUUUAAUCGUGCACCCUUGUCAAUGGAUCAAGUUAUACCGAAUACGGAAUUAGCUGAGGAAAUUCGAAAAUGGAUGAACGAAAGGAAAAAUAAAUAAAUGAUUUUCGUUAUUGUGAAAUAUUUUUAAAUAAAGUUUUAAUAAAGAUUGGUUUACAAAAA
This is a messenger RNA of Tribolium madens (black flour beetle), 3153 nucleotides long. RefSeq names its product ubiquitin conjugation factor E4 A (gene Ube4A). Bases 107 to 3091 code for a protein of 994 amino acids. The record is from RefSeq and is a predicted model, not a curated record. Lineage: Eukaryota; Metazoa; Arthropoda; Insecta; Coleoptera; Tenebrionidae. Gene Ontology annotation, cellular component: ubiquitin ligase complex; cytoplasm; nucleus. Gene Ontology annotation, biological process: protein polyubiquitination. The transcript has 11 exons. Gene Ontology annotation, molecular function: ubiquitin-ubiquitin ligase activity.